Molecule: messenger RNA, 1793 nt
Organism: Nothoprocta perdicaria
Lineage: Eukaryota; Metazoa; Chordata; Aves; Tinamiformes; Tinamidae
Gene: ATAD1
Product: ATPase family, AAA domain containing 1
Exons: 9
Coding region: 120-1208 (362 amino acids)
Cellular component (GO): mitochondrial outer membrane
Molecular function (GO): ATP binding; ATP hydrolysis activity
Source: RefSeq, a predicted model, not a curated record
UACAAUUCUAUAAAACAGUGUUUAAACAUAAAGCAGUUUUUUUCCCCUCAUUUUUGAUUAUGUUUCUCUGCUUCCUUCCUUCCAUCCUGCAUUUUGUUUUUUGCGUUUAGGGCUGCAAGAUGGUCCACGCCGAAGCGUUUUCCCGUCCCCUGAGUCGCAAUGAGGUGGUCAGUUUAAUUUUCCGCUUGACGAUAUUUGGCGCUGUCACGUAUUUUACCAUCAAAUGGAUGGUAGAUGCCAUCGAUCCAACCAGGAAGCAAAAAGUAGAAGCUCAGAAACAGGCUGAAAAGCUAAUGAAGCAAAUUGGAGUGAAAAAUGUCAAGCUCACCGAGUAUGAAAUGAGCAUUGCUGCGCAUCUCGUAGACCCCCUUAGCAUGCACGUCACCUGGAGUGAUAUUGCAGGCUUGGAUGAUGUCAUUACAGAUUUGAAAGACACAGUCAUUUUGCCCAUCAAAAAGAAAUACUUGUUUGAGAAUUCCAGGCUCUUACAGCCACCUAAAGGAGUACUUCUGUACGGCCCUCCCGGUUGUGGCAAAACACUGAUUGCCAAAGCUACGGCCAAGGAAGCAGGUUGUCGAUUCAUUAACCUGCAGCCUUCGACGCUGACUGACAAGUGGUAUGGGGAGUCCCAAAAACUGGCUGCCGCCGUCUUCUCCCUCGCUAUAAAGCUCCAGCCGUCCAUCAUUUUUAUCGAUGAAAUAGAUUCCUUCUUGCGAAGUCGCUCGAGUUCGGACCACGAAGCUACAGCCAUGAUGAAAGCUCAGUUCAUGAGUCUGUGGGACGGUCUGGACACCGAUUACAAUUGUCAAGUGAUUGUGAUGGGAGCCACCAACCGGCCCCAGGACCUUGACUCUGCCAUCAUGAGACGAAUGCCGACGCGGUUUCACAUCAACCAGCCCGCUCUGAAGCAGAGAGAAGCAAUCCUGAAACUAAUUUUGAAAAAUGAAAACGUGGACAGGCACGUAGAUCUCCUGGAAGUCGCUAAGGAAACGGACGGCUUCUCAGGGAGCGACCUGAAGGAAAUGUGCCGGGAUGCAGCCCUGCUGUGCGUGCGGGAGUACGUGAACGCCGCCUGCGAGGAGGAGAACCACGACGAAGAUGAAAUCCGGCCCGUGCAGCAGCAGGAUCUACAGAGGGCGAUCGAAAAGAUGCGAAGAUCGAAGGACGCCACGCUGCAAAAUGUCCUGAUGCAUGUUAGUUUAGAUUAAGGUUGCCGAGCGUGUUUGCAGUUCUGACGUGAUUUAGUUUGUUGGCUUCUGUAAUCAGUGGAAACGGUGUAAGGGGGGGAGCGGGGAUGUUCUCUGAGCAAGGGAGUUACGUUUCUGGGAUUGUUUUUUUAUACUGCAAAUUCUAAGUUAUUGAAAUGUAGCCACGCGCGAUUAGAGAUGUAACAGUAGAUCAUGAUGUGGAACAAUUAUAGCCCCGACCAAGAGCAGCUGCCUGUGUCUCGUCCCGUAAUCGCUGCCCUGCGUCGCCUUGAAGCAGGUGCUGAUGUGGUGCCGAGGAGUUUGUGUAUAUAUGUACAAGCGUGUGUGUAUGUAUGAAAUGUAUAUAUAUCCACACAUUUUUUAUAUAUAUAGACAACCUGUAGAUAACUUGAGUAUGGAAAAACGACAAAAAAAUCUUUUCUACUUGCUGAAUCAAACCAGAUCAGGAGAUGUGUAGGUUCAAGUCAUCUGUAGUCCAAUCACACUUACUUCUUCCUUUCAGCAGCCAAGAUGAAGGUAGAAAUUCUGCUUCCAGGAUAAUUUCCGGGCAAAAAAAUAAAACUACUCCUGCGUUUUCUUUCACGU